UUGAGCAGGAUAUUGUUUUCUUGGCAAUCAACGCGUGCCAUCAAAUACCUGAUCCCUCUUACCACACAAAGGAACUUAUUGCCUGUGUUACUCUUCUCAGCCAAUGGGUACGUAGACCACCCGUACAUGUGGAUCGGCGUGCACAAGAAGGACGGUCAUUGGGUCACCCUGGACGGCACUCAUAUUACCCACCAGAAUCUGAUGUGGCACAUGGGAUACCCUCACGAGACAGGCAUCCACGCCUUCCUGGAGGAUGUCACCGACACUACCGGCAUCAACUCCUAUGGACGUCUGUAUAUGAGCUCCACCAUACUCGGCGAGCACGAGCACAACAGCCGCUGUCUCUGCGAGGCUAAUGUAUGAAAUUAUCUCUCUCUUUCAGCUCUUUCUCUACAUUUUCCUCUUCCUCUUCCUUCUUACGUAAUGACUGUUCCACCACAGAAGCGCUGUUCACAGAAAACUGACUCAUAUUAAUGGCAUGAGUAAUUUAGUUAAAAAAAAAUCCUUCAUAUCAAUCACUGUAUUCAACUUUUGAUGGUUACCAAAUGAAAACAUAAAUAAACUGGAAUACACAUAA
Portunus trituberculatus (swimming crab) is the source of this 577-nucleotide messenger RNA. RefSeq lists its product as uncharacterized. Lineage: Eukaryota; Metazoa; Arthropoda; Malacostraca; Decapoda; Portunidae. The transcript has a single exon. The annotation marks the transcript as partial. The record is from RefSeq and is a predicted model, not a curated record.